CUAACCGUGGGUACAUUGAUGGCGGGAAAAUCAGACUAGGAACUCGAUCCUUCAAACCAGGGCGGAUUUAGACACAGAUCGAAGUAGUAAGAAAAACCAGUAGCGGUGGCGCCAUGGCCGUAACCGUGCUGAAUGUGGCGGAGAAACCGUCAGUGGCGAAGGCGGUGGCGGGGAUACUGUCGAACAACCAAAUGAGGUCUAGGAAUGGGCGAUCCGUAUACAACAAGAUAUUUGAGUUUAACUACAACAUCCAAAACCAGCCUUGCCAGAUGCUAUUCACCUCCGUCACGGGGCACCUCAUGGAGCUCGAAUUUGAUGAGCGAUACCGGAAGUGGCACUCAUGCGAUCCCGUCGAUCUCUACGCCGCCCCAGUUCGGAAACAUGUACCGGAGGAUAAACUAGAUAUUAGAAGAACAUUGGAGGAAGAGUCUCGAAGAUGCCAAUGGCUUAUACUGUGGCUCGAUUGUGAUAGGGAAGGAGAAAAUAUUGCAUUUGAGGUGUUGGAAGUAUGCAAACAAGCUAACCGUAACCUUAAUGUGUGGAGGGCUCGCUUCUCUGCUCUGAUUGACAGGGAAAUUCGUCGGGCAGUGCAAGGGCUUGAGCAGCCUAAUCAGUUGUUAGCUGAUGCUGUUGAUGUGAGACAAGAAAUAGAUCUUCGCAUAGGUGCGUCUUUCACAAGAUUUCAAACAAUGCUAUUGAGAGAUGCAUUUGUCAUUGAUUUUGCUCCAGAUGACAGAAACCUUGUCCUGAGUUAUGGUCCUUGUCAAUUUCCUACUCUUGGUUUUGUGGUUGAGCGGUACUGGGAAAUACAAGCUCAUGAACCUGAAGAAUUUUGGGCAAUCAAUUGUACUCACACUUCAGAUGAGGGCACUGCUAGCUUUAGCUGGAUGCGAGGGAACUUGUUUGAUUAUACAAGUGCAGUAAUUAUUUAUGAAAUGUGUGUGCAGGAACCAACUGCAACGGUGACUAAAGUUAGGCAGCAGGAGAAGCUGAAAUAUCCUCCACACCCAUUAAACACCAUUGAGCUUGAGAAGCGUGCAUCAAGAUAUUUCAGAAUGAGUUCUGCACAAACUAUGAAGGUGGCUGAAGAUCUUUACCAACAGGGUUUUAUUAGCUAUCCACGCACUGAGACUGACCGGUUCUCCGUUGAUGGCAUUGCAAAUUUGCCUACAACUGUGCGAGAGCAAGAAGGGCAUCCAGUAUGGGGCCCUUAUGCCCAGCGCUUGUUGGACCCUGAUUCAGGUCUUUGGAGAGACCCUAGAGGUGGAGUGAAUGAUGACAAGGCCCAUCCUCCUAUUCACCCAACUAGAUUUUCUGCCGGAGAAUCUGGAUGGAGUCAGGAUCAUCAUAGAGUGUAUGAAUUAGUUGUUCGCCAUUUCUUGGCAUGUGUCUCUCAACCAGCCAAAGGAGCUGAGACCAUAGUUGAAAUUGAUAUUGCUGGUGAACAAUUUUCAACAUGUGGGAGAACAAUAAUUGCUAAAAACUACUUGGAUGUCUACAGAUUUGAAUCAUGGGGGGAUUCAGUGAUUCCAACAUACAUUUUUGGACAGCAGUUUACCCCAACAACACUGACUCUUGAUUCGGGAGUUACACGACCUCCUCCACUUUUAAGUGAGGCUGAUCUUCUAAGUUGUAUGGACAAGGCAGGAAUUGGUACGGAUGCAACAAUGCAUGAUCACAUAAAGAAAUUGCUUGAUCGAUUUUAUGCAACGAAAGACGCAAACACCCGUUUCUCACCUACGAAACUUGGGGAAGCUCUGGUAAUGGGAUAUGAUGAUAUGGGUUAUGAACUGGGAAAACCAUAUCUGCGUGCAGCGAUGGAACGUGAUAUGAAAGAAGUUAGCAAUGGCACGAAGGGAAAAACUGAGGUUUUGGAGACCUGUUUGCAGCAAAUGAAGUCUUGCUUUAUAGAUGCUAGGGUAAAAAAGGGAAAGCUCCUCGAGGCCAUGGCUGUGUUCUUUGACAGAUCAAACAGACCCAAUGCCAGUGAGCCACAUAUGGCUGGAUCUGUUGUUCGUAAAUGUGGACUUUGCCGGGAAUCAGAUAUGGUCCUUAGACAGAAACCGGAUGGAAAGUUUAUGGUUGGCUGCCUAGGCUAUCCACAAUGUAGAAAUGCAGUCUGGCUACCAGGGUGCAUAUUAGAAGCAGUUGUAACCCAAAAUAUAUGCAGUGUCUGUGCUCCAGGACCAGUGUUGAAGAUUCAGUUUAAAUUUCGACGUCUUGAAAUACCACCCGAUUUUGAUGUUGAACACUUAGGCUGUGUUGGUGGCUGUGAUGAAACUCUCAGGCAGCUAGUGGAAAUUUGUGGAACUGGUUCCAGGAAUAAUUCCAGCAUACCUGAGGAGGCCAUACAACACCUUCCAUCCAGCGAAGCAAUCCUAGGCCUCAGGUUGCUUGUUAUCACUGCAUGCAAACAGGACAUUCUUCAAAUGAUUGCCCUUCACAGUCAUCCCGCCGGCGUUCUUUUCAGCCCACUGCUAAUGAAGUUUGCAGACCAAAUGGAGAACCCUCUAUUCCUUGUAAUUCCUGUGGUGCUCCGUGUGCUCUACGAACUGCAAACACCGCAAACAAUAGAGGCAGAAAGUUCUAUUCUUGCCAGUCCCGAGAAUGCAACUUUUUCGUAUGGGAAGAUGGGGGCAUGGGUAGAGGGGGCCCAUCAGGAAAUACGAGCAGCAGCAGCAGCAACAUGGCGUCUAAUUCAAGAAGGGGCGGGCGGGGGAGGGGACGUGGCAGAAGCAGGGGCGGCACCGCCACCACUCAUGCCAACGGUGGCAGUGUUACUUUCGUUUCAGCAACAGGCGAACCAACAACAGGUUGUUGUUUCAUAUGUGGCGAUCCAUCCCACUUCGCCAACGUUUGCCCUGAUCGUCGAAGAUGAAAGCACAACUUCAUUUUCACUUGAAGAUUGAAAAGAUAAUUUCCUUUGUGUGUGCUUGGUUAGGGACUGACUGUAGUUUUAACCUUCUAUAUCUCCUAGUCUAAUUUUAUGAAAUACUACCUUCGUCUCUAAUUAGUCGUCCUAUAUAUUUUUCAUAUUUAAUCUAUCCCAAAAUCAAUGUUCUACUCCUUC
Messenger RNA from Cuscuta campestris, 3070 nucleotides. NCBI's taxonomy places the organism in Eukaryota, Viridiplantae, Streptophyta, Magnoliopsida, Solanales, Convolvulaceae. The record is from the annotation of a GenBank genome assembly.